AGGGCCAUUUUUCCUCUUGGGACUAGCCUCUGAUAGAAAACAGCAAGAUUGGUCAUGUCCUCCAGCUGGGAGGAGCCCUUGCCGCCAUCGUGCACAUCUCUCAUGUUCAAACUUGGCCGCAAAAUGACGCAGCAAGAGUUCCUUGUGCGUUUCAAUGCGUUGUACGGGUAUGAAUUCUGCCCAUACAACUUCGUUCACCUCCCUUGGUCCACGCUGGCAAUCGUGAACUUCCUGAACGCGGAGGUGUGUGCAGACUGCUGGGCUCGGACCAAGGAGCUCACAGCGGCGGGAGAGAUGAAGGGGGCACGAGCAGCCACCCACCACGGGCUGGAGAGCAAUUUGGUGGACUACCUCUCCCGAGCCAAAGGCAGCGGUCAGAUCGCCAGCAGGCCCCCGCUUGUGUUUGACCGCGGAAGCUCUAUCUCCUUGGCUCAGGCAUGCCGCUGUUUUGGGCUAGGCUUGAUGCGCACCAAGGCGCCCAACUUCCAUCAGAUUCACUUAGACUUUUAUUCAAUGUCUCAGACUGCGGUUUGGCACUACCUCGAGAAGAUGCCGGGCACGCAGAUUCUGCUUGACAUUUAGCCGGCCAGAGGAAACUUUUUCGCCAUACCCAGCCCAGGCUUGGGAGUAAAUUCAAAUAUCAGGCGUUUAUGCUUUCGAUGUCCACCCCCCCUCCAGAGAAAGCCACUUCAGGAAAAGCCUGGGUGGCUUGUUGUUCACGCCAUCUUGGUUUCUUCCAACCAGGUCGCAAACUGAACAAAAGUGCGAACUGGAAAGGCCGAGCAAGCGCAGUCGG
This is a messenger RNA of Effrenium voratum, 796 nucleotides long. NCBI's taxonomy places the organism in Eukaryota, Dinophyceae, Suessiales, Symbiodiniaceae. The record is from the annotation of a GenBank genome assembly.